Messenger RNA from Rhodofomes roseus, 442 nucleotides. RefSeq lists its product as uncharacterized. The record is from RefSeq and is a predicted model, not a curated record. NCBI's taxonomy places the organism in Eukaryota, Fungi, Basidiomycota, Agaricomycetes, Polyporales, Fomitopsidaceae. The transcript has 4 exons. Bases 101 to 325 code for a protein of 74 amino acids.
AGUGCGCCACUGACGUUGUCUCCUCUCGACUCCUGAUCUCCGCCUAUUGGCCUCUCCACUCCACAUGCUUGCCUCGUAGCCCACCCGCAAUUCCGCAAUCAUGUCUACACCCGGAGACUCCGUAACCUAUCCUCCUACCGCACACACGCCCCUGGCACACGCCGCGCGCACCUCUCAUGAGGUCGUCAGUACCCAGCCCGCACCGGCAGCCACCAUGAGCCCUUCCGCGUCUGCGAAAGGCGGGGAGAAGCCGGAGAGACUACGAGGUGGUUGCAUACCUCUUCCGGGUGGAGGGACGUGUUUUAUCAUUCCUUGCUGCUGCUGAGUGCUCCUGAAGAACACUACGAACGCCAUAACACUGGAUUCACACACGGACUGUUUCAUAGCUGCGGACUUUUGUAUCCAUACUUUCGACGUCACUCCAUGCUGUACCGCGUUCGUA